AUGGCCUCCCAUGAGUCCAGAGGCCUCAGUCAGCAGCACAAAAACAUCUCAGUUUUGGUGUUUAGUCCAGAGCUCAGCCUGGUGGACUCUGUGGUCCAUCAGAGUCCAGAGCUCAGCCUGGUGGACUCUGUGGUCCAUCAGAGUCCAGAGCUCAGUCUGGUGGACUCUGUGGUCCAUCAGAGUCCAGAGUCAGGCUUGUGGGACUAUCUGGUCCUUCGGGGCCUGGCUCUCAGUGAGGGCAGCAACUGGCUGGAGACAGGGCCCAGAGGCUUCAGGCUCAAAGAAAGGGGGAAGAGUGGUGGAACUGGGACACUUGGAGACAGAACCAGGCCCAAAGUUGAAGACUCUGACAGAGACCAGGAGGACUGCCAUGCUUUCACCCCGAGCAGAGAUCCAGCCGUGCAGAAGGAGAAGCUCCAUGCAGAGCUGAAGAAGGUGCUGAGUCAGAAAAGAAGUCAUCUAAGAGAGGCGUCCUGCCAACUGGCCCAACCAGAGAUGGAUUCAGACCAAACAGAUGACCACACAAGUGUGGACGAAGGCUCAAAGCCGGUGGAGAUCGUGGUGGAGACGGAGGCCGAAGCCGGGGCCAGCGGCUACAGCGUGACCGGGGGGGAGCGGGGCAUUUUUGUCAAAGAUGUCCUCAAAGACUCUCCAGCUGCCAAACACCUCAGUUUACAACAAGGUGAUCAGCUUUUAAGUGCGAAGGUUUACUUUGACAACGUGAAGUACGAAGAUGCUCUGAAGAUCCUCCAGUGUGCAGAACCAUACAAGGUCAGCUUCCAGCUAAUGAGGACCGUCCCUGGAGCCGAGGUCAGCGUGCGGCCCAGAGUUCCCAGUGUGGAGGUCAAAGGUCCCAAAGCAAAGAUGGCCAAGAUGAGUGUGAAAGGCACCAAGCCGUUUAAGGCCCAGAAGAGGAGAGGAGGUCGUUUUGGUCUGAAGAGGCUGAAAGAGAAGCGCAGAGAGGAGCUGGUGAUGGAGGGCUCUUCCCCCAGGCUGGAGGGGGGAGACGUCGAGUUCUCACUACCCAAAUUCAAACAGAAGAAGAGUGCGAAGGUUGAAGUGGAGGGCGUGGAAGGGGCAGCCGCUGGGGGGAGGGCAAAGAGGAGGAUCAGGUUUCCUCGUAUGAAAACAAAGACUUACACUGGAGAGGCAACAGGUGGAAAGAUGGAAUCGGGACAACUGCAGGCACACGUGGACGUCUCACCAUCUGAAAUAGCCGGAGCUAAAGUAAAACCCAAAGCAAAGGGACACAAGUUUGGGAUCACGUUUCCUAAAGUCAAGCACGGUGGAUCUGUGGAGCUGAAGCCUCCAGAGGUAGACCUCCAGCCACCAUCAGUGGAGUUCAGUCUGUCAGGUGAUAAAGACGUUGCAAAGAAGGGGUCAAAGUUCAGCCCCCCAUAUGUGGAGUUUGCUCUGCCUUCAGGAAAAGCCGAAGCGUCUUCGCCCGCCGCGAAGGGCUCAGUGGAAAUCAAAGCUCCUAAAGUGGAUAUAAAAGGAGGAGCUGAGGGGAAAGUUAAUGUAGACGGAGCCAAAGGAGAUACUAAGCUCAGAAUGCCAAAGCUGAAACUACCAAAAGUUAGACUUUCCCGUCAUUCAGACGAAAUUGAUGGUGACAUGAAGGAAAAAGCUGGGGGGGUGAAAGUGCCUCAUGCUAGCAUAAAAGCAGAAGUGAAAGGAGAUGGAAAGGGAAACCUUCCUGAAGCACACAUCACCAAACCAAAAGUGGAAGGCGAUCUCUCAGGAAAAGCCGUUUCCAUUCAGGUUCCAUCAGUCGACAUUUCACUGCCCAAAGUUAAGGCGAAGCCCGACGUCGAGGUUUCACUCCCAGAGUAUAAAGGAGCAAUAAAGGGAGGAGUCACCAAGCCUGAGAUCGACAUCUCCGGGCCUGAGGUCGAUUUCAGCACUGGACAGAGAAUUCCAGAUGAGGUGGAGGGCACUUUUAAAGGACCCAAAAUCUCCAUGCCAAAGGUCGAUAUCGCCUUACCAAAGAUGGGAAGUACUGAUGUGAGUCUUGACUGUCCAGAGGGGGGAGGAAAGUUCAACCUCCCUUCUGUUGACAUCUCUCCCCCAAAGCUGAAAUCGGACAUUGGGGAUGUGGAUAUGGACUACUAUGUUGGUGGAGAUGGCAAGUUCAAAAUGCCAGAUUUUGACAUAACUCUCCCGAAAAUGAAGUCACAUGAAGGAGACGUGGGAGGAGCUUUCAAGAUGCCCAAAGUGGACUUGACCCUUCCUAAUGUGGAAGCAACAGCAUCUGGAGGUGAAAUCCAUAUGCCUUCUGUUGAUAUACCCCAAAUAAAAGGAAAAACCAAAGGUGGCAUUGAAAUAGAUGAGCCAUCUGCUAAAGGAGGGAAGUUCAAAAUGCCUUCUCUCAAUGUAAAACUCCCUCAGAUGGGCACAUCCGGAGAGAAAAUCCAGAUACCAUCAGGAGACGUUUCUUUACCAACACCCCCAGGUGAGAUUGACUUGGAGGGAGACUUAAAAGGUGGGAAAUUUAACAUGCCAUCUGUUGACAUUUCCCUCCCAAAAAUGAAGCUUCCAGAAGGAGACGUGAACCUAGAAGGCCCUGAACUUUCAAACGUUGACUUUUCCCUUUCUGAUUCAAGCCAUGGGGGCAACGUGGAACUUGAUGCCAAAGGUGGAGGCAAAUUUAAGAUGCCUUCUUUUGAAAUGUCAAUGCCAAAGGGGAAAACCAAAGGAGGAGAUAUGACUUUAAAAGGACCUGAAAUCAGAGGAGCCAAAUUCAACAUGCCAUCACUUGAUAUCUCUCUUCCAUCAAUGAAAUCACCUGAUGGGGAGGUAAAGGUUGAAGGUCCUGAAGCCAAAGGAGGGACGUUUCAAAUACCUUCUUUGGAUGUUGCACUGCCACAAAUUGAUAAAAAGUCUGGGGACAUAGAUAUUGAAGGUCCUGAAUUUAAGGCAAAACUACCAGAGGGAAAAGCAGAGGUUGACACUAAAAGUAAAGGAGGACAUUUUCAUGUACAUGCAUUCGAUCUCAAAUCAAAGCAAGGCGACGCCAAAAUUAAAGGCCCAGAUUUUAAAGAUGGAGAAAUAAAACCACCCACUGUUGACAUCUCACCUCCUAAAGGUAAACUCAAAGGUGACAUCACGCUCGAAAGUGAAACAAAAGGAGGCAAGUUUAAUGUCCCAUCUAUAGACAUUAACCUACCAAAAGUGAAGUUCCCAGAAGGAGAUUUGAGUUUUCAAGGUCCGAAAGUCAAAGGCGGGAAGUUUGAAAUGCCAAAGAUUGACCUCUCACUUCCUAAAGGAAAAGCACAGGCGGACAUUGACAUUGACAUUCACUCUGGAAAAGAUGGGAAUUUUGAAGUAACAUCCUGUGACAGUGGACUUCCUUCUGGAGAAAUCACAGCUGGCAUAAAUGCUGAAGGAAUUGAGGGGAAGAAAGGAAAACUGAAAAUGCCCAAAUUUGAUGUUCACCUUCCAAAACUACCAGAAGGCAACAUCAAGGUUGAAGGACCAAAAGUGAAAGGAAGUAUGGAAAUGCCAACGGUUGACGUUUCUUCCCCAAAAGGAAAGAUUGGUGGUGAUGUUAAUUUUGAAGGACCUGAGGGGGGAAAGAUUGACAUGCCAACAGUUGAUAUUUCAGCACCUAAAAUGAAAUGUCCCGAGGUAGAUGUCAGCCUCAAAGGAUUGGAUAUUAAAGGAGGACAUAUCAAUGUGCCAGAUGUUGAUCUUUCAGUCCCGAAACCAACAGGUGGUUUCGGCCUCAGCGUUGAUGGUCCUGAAGGUAAAGGUGGAAAGAUGAAGAUGCCAACGUUUGACAUUUCACUGCCUAAAGUAAACUUUCCUGAGAGUGAUGUCAAAUUAAAAGGGCCUGACGUCAAGGGUAAAAAGAUUGAAUUGCCGGACAUAGAUCUUUCAAUUCCCAAAGGAAAAGCAGAGGGACAGAUUAAAAUUGGUGGGCAUGGAGGCAAGGGAGGAAAGUUUCACAUGCCUUCUGUUGAUUUCUCUUUGCCAAAAAUGAAAGCUAAGGGACCAGAGGUCAACAUCGAGGGCCCUGCAUUGAAAGGAGGGAAAAUCAACACACCAGAUAUUGACAUCUCCCUUCCCAAAGGAAAAGCUGAGGUUGACCUCAAUGUUGAGGGUCCUGAGGUUAAAGGUCCAAAAGGAGACAUCAAACCAGCCAAGUUAAAGGUGGACAGUCCAGACAUACAGACGGGUGGUGUCGAAUGUUCAGGUGCAUCCCUCAAACUUCCCACAGUCAAACUACCAACAGUUGACAUCUCAGCUCCAAAAGUCGAUCUUGACUUCGGUCUCAGCAAACCUAAAGGUGACGAUGUGGAAGUUGAACUUCUGAAAGCAGAGGGAGGCAGGCCUUCUUCAGGGGGUAGCUUUGACCUUCCCGAGAUCUCCCUCAAAGCCCCUAGUUUCACCCUCCCCAGGUUUGGUGGAAAGUCAAAGAGUGGAGGGCUGGAAGUGUCAGUCCCCAAAGGGGAUGUUUCCCUCAGUCUACCACAUGUGGAAGGAGAGAUGAGGGCGCCAUCAGUAGAGUUUGAUGGAGAUGGAAAAGUCAAGAUGAAAAAACCUAAAAUCAAAUUGCCUUCAUUUGGAAUAUCCCGAAAGGAUACAAAUGUAUCAGUCUCCUGUCCUGAUGUUGAUGUUAAAGCUAAAAAAGGAAAAAUAGACAUUCCUAAACCCGACAUCAAUGCUGAGAGCCCGGAAGACAAGACUAAAUACAGAAUGAAGUUCCCCAAAUUCAAGCUAUCGACACCAAAAGUUCAGCUCCCUGAAGCAAAGGCUGGUGCCAAAGUGGAAGCAGAGGCAGAGGGCAAAGGAGGCCUUCAUGGACCUGAUGUCAAUGUCAAACUACCAAAGUUCUCCGUGCCAGGAUUUGGCUCGAAAGAAAAAGAAUUUGAUAAACCAAGUGUUGAACUAGAAAGUAAGGCCAAGAUCAAGAUGCCAUCUGUUGAGCUGUCUUUACCAGCAGCUAAAACACCGGAGACAGAGGUUCUUCUCCCGAAAGCAGAGGUGGACGUUUCAGGUGCAGAUAUUAAAGGCUACGAGGGAAACCUAAAAAUUCCUAAGAUUCCAACAGUAGACGUUUCCAUUCCAGAAAUUGACUUGCAUAUGUCUCUGCCAAAAGGAAAGUCCCCAAAGAUUGAAGGACCAGAUGUAGAGCUAAAAGGAGGCGAAGGUAAAUUCAAAAUGCCUCAAAUAACAAUGCCAACAAUAGAUGUGUCCCUCCCCAAAGCAAAAUUUGGAGAUGUCCAUCCAGCAGAUGUUGAAGCAGGUCUAGACGGAGGUAAAUUCAAAAUGCCUUAUGUCAAAAUGCCAAAUGUUGAUAUCACCUUACCAAAAGCAAAAAAGACUCCAGAUGUUGAUGUGGAAGGAGGAGGUGGCACAUUCAGAACAGCAGGGAUCAAAAUGCCAAAUGUUGGAAUAGGAAAGACUGAGAAAUUAGAAGGACCGGAUGUUGAUAUCAAAGGCAGCGGAAAGUUAAAGAUGCCUCAUAUCAAAAUGCCUCAUGUUGACAUCAACCUUCCAAAAAUGAAAACCCCAGAGGUUGAUACAUCUGGUAUGCAGGCAAAGCCACAAAUUAGUUUGCCGUCAGCAGACAUUUCACUGCCUAAAGGGAAGAUGGAGGGUGCUGAUGUGGAUAUCAAAGCAGAAGGUGGAAAAUUCAAGAUGCCCUCUGUUGAUAUUUCACUUCCUAAAGGGAGAAUUGAAGGUCCAGAUGUGGAGGUGGAGGGAAGCUCUGGAGGGAAAUUCAAAAUUCCUCACUUGAAAAUGCCAAAUGUUGACAUCUCUCUGCCCAAAGGAAAAACAGAAGGUCCAGAAGUGGAGCUCCAAGGAGAGAAAGGAACCUUUCAGAUGCCGCACAUCUCUAUGCCCUCUGUUGAUUUUUCUCUCCCCAGAGGAAGAGUUGGAGGUCCAGAUGUGGAAGCAGGGGGAGAUGGAGGUGGAAAAUUCAAAAUGCCAUCCAUGAAAAUGCCCACAGUUGAUGUUUCUAUGACAGAAGGAAAAGUUGAAGAUCCAGAUGUUGAAAUAAAGGGAAAUGUGGAAGGGAAAUUCAAAAUGCCGAAUGUUGACUUCUCUAUGCCCAAAGGAAAAAGUGGUCCAGAGGUGGAGCUUAAAGGGGAAGGUGGAAAAUAUAAGAUGCCACACUUGAGUGGGCCUUCGGUUGAUAUUUCAUCACCAAAAGGCCCAGAGGUGGAUAUGGGAGGAACAGAUUGGAAAUUUAAAAUGCCUCACAUGAAAAUGCCAAAUGUUGACAUCUCUCUACCCAAAGGAAAAUCUGGGAAAAUCAGCGGACCAGAGCUGGAGUUUGAGGGAGCCGAAUCAAAAAUGCCCUCUGUUGAUAUUUCACUGCCAAAAGGAAGAACUGAAGGUCUCAGUCCAGAUGUCAAAGUGGAGGGAGGAACAUUCAAGAUGCCCAAAGUUGACCUAUCUCUGCCAAAGGGAAGUGCCUCACUGGACAGUCCAGAUGUGUCCAUUAAAGGUGGCGAGGCGAAGCUCAAAAUGCCAAGGGUAGACAUGUCUGUCCAAAAAGGAAAAACAAACUUCGACAAACCUGAAUUGAGUAUGGAGGCAGAGGGGGGAAACAUCACACUCCCACACAUGAAGAUGCCACAAGUUGACAUCUCGCUGCCUAAAGGUGAAACUUAUAAAGGACCUGAUGUAGAGAUGGGAAUAACACAUCCAGAUGUUAAACCUGUAAAGGGAGGAAUAUCAGUGCCAAAGGCUAAAAUCUCUGGAGCAGAAAUAAACUUGCCAACCAUUGAGGCAGAAGGCAAAUCACCUGGGAACACGGGGGCUCUGACACUGAAAAUGCCCACAAUAGAUAUCAAAGGUCCCAAAGGAGACCUUGAGCUUGAUAUCGGCCUUCACAGAGGAGAAGGGAAGAAGGACAAGAAAAAAGCUGAACCACCUGACCUGGAUUUGAACGCAUCAGGAGCGAGUGGAAAAGCAAAGGGAGCCAAAGUCAAAGGACCAAAAUUCAAGAUCGGAAAGCAGAAAAAGAAAACUGGUGGCGGUUCGUCGGCAGAAGUUGAACACAACGGCCAUGGAGAUGUUAAGGUCCACACACCGGCAACGACUCUGCCAGAUGUUGGUCUGAAAACUGGAACGGGGGCAGAAGGAGGCCACGCAGAGAUCAAAGUCCCCAAGAUACCAGACAUAGAGUUUGAUAUUGGAACAUCUCAUGGAGGAGAUGAGGAUCAAACGGAGCCGGGACAGAAAGUCAAAAUCCCAAAGUUCGGCGUCCCAUUACCCUCGCUGUCCUCCCCAGAGAGGCAGGUAAACAUCUAUGGGCAGGAGAUAGAGUACGAAGGCCCCAAAAUGCCCAAAGUAAAGAAAGCUGUUUUUGUCCUGGUAAAUCCUCCUGAAACUGAAGGGCACGCUUCAAACAAAGGCCUCCAGAGAGGAGAAAUCAAAGCUGAGGCCGAGACAGAGGGCGCCAAAGUGAAGGCGCCCAAAAUCAAAAUGAAGCCGAGCUUCGGGAAGUCCAAAGACAAGUCAGCGGCAGAGGGUAGAGAAAGGGGAGAGGAAGAGGAGAAGUCAAAGGGAGGGAAGAUGAAGAUGCCCAAGGUUUCAUUUUCCGGCAAAUCGGGAUCGUUUGAUGUGACUUCAAAGGAAGACAGUCCGAGCCUGAGUCUCAACGGAGAAAAGGGUUCAAAGGAUAGCAGAGGGACUUUCAGUGGUAAAAUCAAACUUCCAAAGGUGGAGUUCACCAGUCCGUACGGGAAGACGGCGCCCGGCGAGGAGGACGCAGACGCCAGCACAAAGCUCGGGAAGGACUCGUCGCCAAGAGAAGCGAGAGGAGGCAAAAUGGCCGCCGUUGCGGUUUCCACCCCAGAGUCUCCGAAGGAGGUGGUUUCCUCUCAGGCCCGGACGGAGAUGCUGGACAGGGACAGCUCCGAGUCGCCUUCGGGCCCCGGCUCGACGGGGGUCUGGACGGAGGCCGAGGAAAGGGAGUCGUCCUCCUGGUUCAGAGUCCCGAAGUUCACCCUGAAGCCGCACUCCUCAGGCUUCCUCCAGAUCACCCCGGAGGGGUCCCCCCGGGCCCAGCGGGGGGGCGAGCUGGGCGCCGACGUCUCCGGGGUCUUCUGCCUCCACACCUCCUCCCAGCUGGGCCUCACCAGCCAGCAGACGUCCGAGGAGCGCCACGUCUCCUCGACGGAGGAGGGAACCGUCACCAUGACGACCAGGACCACCAGGAUCACCCGGCAGGUCGUGACCAGCGAAUCGCGGGCGGGCGAGACGACCACGACCACGACGACUCGCCAGGCGCCGGACUUUGACUACUGA
This is a messenger RNA of Menidia menidia (Atlantic silverside), 8265 nucleotides long. NCBI's taxonomy places the organism in Eukaryota, Metazoa, Chordata, Actinopteri, Atheriniformes, Atherinopsidae. The record is from the annotation of a GenBank genome assembly.